Molecule: messenger RNA, 483 nt
Organism: Gongylonema pulchrum
Lineage: Eukaryota; Metazoa; Nematoda; Chromadorea; Rhabditida; Gongylonematidae
Source: the annotation of a GenBank genome assembly
AAGAAGGAUGGCCCGGUUAUGCUAAAACUGGUGAAUGAGGAUGAAAAGUUAUGGAGCCCAACAGCUGCAGCAGCAACAGCACCAGCAACAGCUUCGACAUCGGACGUGGAACUUGUAGCGGUGAAAAAAAUUGCUGCCGAAGACAGUGAAAAUGAAAAGGACGACAUCGAUAUGGAUGAAUUACCAGUCGAAAAUCCCAGAAAAAAAGGGCACGAAUCCGCAACGAAUGAAGCUCUCCAAUCCGAACAAUCAAAACUCCAAGCAGCAGAAAUAGUGAGCAGCGAAAAGACGCUGAGUUUACCGCUUGAAGUCAAGCCUGUGAGCCAAGUGGACUGCAUUCAGACAUAUAGAAAUGUCCGAGGAAUGUGUAAUCCACCGCUAACAGCACAGUUGUAUCGAGCCUGCAAAUCCUGGUAUAGACUCUGCCCGGAUUAUCAUGAAUUGUCGUUUUCUGCGGAAACCGCAGUGCAAAGUACUGGAUAA